This is a messenger RNA of Colossoma macropomum (tambaqui), 6483 nucleotides long. RefSeq names its product sorbin and SH3 domain containing 2b (gene sorbs2b). The transcript has 28 exons. The record is from RefSeq and is a predicted model, not a curated record. Gene Ontology annotation, cellular component: plasma membrane. NCBI's taxonomy places the organism in Eukaryota, Metazoa, Chordata, Actinopteri, Characiformes, Serrasalmidae. Bases 609 to 4313 code for a protein of 1234 amino acids. Gene Ontology annotation, molecular function: protein binding.
CUGGUGCUGAAUGGUUUCUGGGUGAGGAUGCUCCUCAGAGUCUUCUCAUCUCAUCUUCUGCGAGUCUAGCUCAGCCAGCAGCAUCAAAGAGCAGCUACUGCGCAGCUACUGGCAAUUAGGUCUGUGGCAUCUCGGGGGAGCUACGUCCGCAACUGAAGGUUAAACACAAAGGAGACACAUUCCAGCAGCAGGGUGAAAAGGAGAGGACAAGCAGGCAGCCUGAACUGGAUAUCAGGCACACAGAGGAAAGGAUUUGGAGCAGUCUUGAGCUAAAGGAGAGCACUGAAGUGACUGAUAUAUAUGCUUGGGAUAGCAGCAGGGGGGUUGAUAUGAUCCCUCAUGCAGAGGAGACAACAAGGGGGCUACAGAUUUAUCGAUGACUUGGGGCUUGUGUUUGUCCCUGUGCCAGAACUAGCCACUGUUGACAUUACUGUCAAGCGGAGCCAGAGCCAGGAUGCCUUCGUGUGAAGAAACGGGCAGUGGUCUGCCACUUUAACCCUGAAAGCCACUGAGUCCACCGAGGCUGAAGAGGAAGGAGAGGGAGUGGAGCUGGCUGCCCGGCUACAUACGUGUCUGACUGCUCCAACGUAUAGCCUGCCUCGCUCUUAAUGCCUGGACUUUGUGACUUCAAGACAACACUGGAAGAAGACCUCUUCAACAUGAAUACAGACAGCGGAGGACGAGCUCGUAAGAGCAGCACGCUCUCACUCACUCUAACCCCAAUGAAGAGAGUGCAGAGUUCCCCAAACCUGUAUGGGCUCCCAGGCACCGAAUCUCCCUCAACAGAUUCAGAUGUGUGGCGGUCCUAUAGUGCUGGGGAUGCUCUAAGAAAUGGUGAGGCGGCCACUUCCUCUUUGGCGGCCAAAGGAUUCAGGAGUGUCAGGCCCAACCUGCAAGAUAAGAAAUCUCCCACAACGCGUGAGGCUCCACUGUCCUAUCCGGGACCACCACCACCAUCACACUCCCCCAUUUACAGGCCCCGUCUCUCCCUUGACAACACCUGCUCUAGGGACUCUGAAAUCCAGCCCCAGGCCCUUUCCCCUGGGCCUCCCUCUCCGAGCCAGGAGCCGCAACUGGGGCUGAGUCGCUGCUCCUCCCGAACUCAGAGCGAGGCUUCCACAGCCGUGCUGGAGGAGCUAAGGGCAUGUGGACUAGACCCAGAGGGCGGUUCUGACACCCCCUCACCCACCCUCAGCCAGCUCAGCACUGUCACUGAUGAAACAGCGCUAAAUGCCCCUGCAGCUAGUACCGCUAAUGGGCAGAUGACUGUGAAUGGGAACAUAGGUGUGGCUUCAAGCCUAAAGAGUCACCAUCAAAGACCCUUCUCUCCUUCCACGUACCCCCCUCUUCCGUCUCUCAGCCCAAGCCUCUCAGCCAUGCAGCAGAGCCGGAGCACUGCUGCUGAGUCCAGCACUCCGAUCUAUGUCAACGUGGGCUCUGUGGCUCCUGUCCGUGCUCCAGAGGACGAAAGGAGAGGUACAGUGGGCAGAGCUCCCCACUACUCUGGUAUUGGCCCUGUGGAUGAGUCUGGCAUACCCAUCGCCAUCCGAACGACUGUGGAUAGGCCAAAAGACUGGUACAAGACUAUGUUCAAGCAGAUUCAUGUGGUGCAUAAACCAGAGGUUGAAUAUUCUGGUUCCCAUAACGCCACUUUUCCUGCUACGAACGCUGAGAAGCGUGGCCCAUCUAAUACUGUCCAAGCACACCCUGCACCUAAGAGCAUUACAUACAGACCCAUCACCAAGAGCAUCUCUGAUAACGGCACAUGUGGCUUCAGAGCGCCCUCCUCCUCUCCCCUGCCCACCUCAUCAUCAGCUCAGCCCAGAUCACAUGACCAGGACAUCCGCCAGGGAGGAAGCAGCACACUCAAUAUGAAUGAAUGGGGUCCUCCAGAAAGAAAAGUGGACACUCGAAAAUACAGAGCAGAGCCCAGGAGUAUCUUUGACUAUGAGCCAGGGAAAUCUUCCAUUCUAGAGCAGGAGAGGGCGAAGAGUAACUUAAACCCAGAUGAGCUAGAUUUAGAGAAUGAGCCCUGGUAUAAGUUCUUUGCUGAGUUGGAGUUUGGUCGGCCGCCUCCUAAAAAACACCUGGAUUACAAUCCAGAGAGCACUCUCCGAAACUACCAUGAGACCUCCCUUUAUCAGCCGUCUGCAGACAGAAGCCUCGAACGGCCCUCGAGCUCUGCCAGUGAUAAUAGAAAGAGACGGAAGUCAGAACCUGCAACUACCCAGUCCAGGCCACAGAGCAGUCUGAGUUCUACCCAGAGUAUAGCGAGAGCAACCGAGGCUCCUGCCGCUCGUCUGUCAGAGCCACCCAGGAGCAGCAUCACCCAGAAGAAGCCUCUCUCCAGCACCCCCUCCAUUUCCUCCUCCCUGUCCAGGUCAAAAGAUCAAGACAUAUCCAGAGGUUAUUCGUACCCUGAUGUGGGCCAACACACUCCACAGACCAGGAGACCUACACCUGAAGUCAGAGAGAAACUGCCAGCCAGAGCAAUCUAUGAUUUCAAGGCACUGACAGCAAAAGAACUGUCAUUCAAGAAGGGGGAGACUGUAUACAUCACACGACAGAUAGAUAAUAACUGGUAUGAAGGAGAGCACCAUGGGAAAGUGGGCAUCUUUCCCAUCUCUUAUGUGGAGAAAAUCCCUCUGUCAGAAAGAAAUCAGCCUGUGAGGCCUCCUCCUCCAGCCCAGAGCAGAGAGAUUGGGGAAGCUGUGGCACGCUAUAACUUCAGCGCUGACACCAAUGUAGAGCUUUCAUUAAGAAAGGGUGAGCACGUUAUACUGCUGCGACAGGUGGACCAGAACUGGUUCGAGGGCAGGAUCCCAGAGACAAACAAACAGGGCAUCUUUCCAGUGUCUUACGUGGACGUCAUCAAGAAAUCCCCUGUAAAAAGUCCUGGCCAGCCUCCUGGAGGCUCUCUCCCCCGUAGUGUCUCCAGUGACCGAGUGCAUGGCAGGCCAUCAUCUUCACGCCCCACACCCAGCUCCCCCUUCUCCUCCUCCACUCCCCACCAGCACCCCUCGCUCUCCCCCAGCACCCAGAGAGCAGCUCACCUGCAGGCUGUGACGGGCGAGUGGCUCACCCUCACUCUGGGCUUGUCUCCCUCUGCCACACCUGCCCCGACGCCCCCUCCUUUACCCUCCAGCUUCCAGCACAAUAACGAGAGGCUGGACCCACUGAUCUUUGGCCAUUCGCCGGCCCUCACACCCCGCAACCUCACCCCAGCACUCAAAGAUGGUCACUUCAUUCCUAUCAGCUCCCCCAAGUCCUACAUAUCCCCCGACCCCAGCCCUUCCCCCCAGCCUUACCUAACCUAUGCCUCCUUCACACCUUCUCCCAUCUCCCCCACCUUCAGCUCCAGCCCCAGGCCCGACAGUGUCAUAGAGGUACCAAUAGGUCAGAGGCUUAUAAGCUCACUCGAAAAAGAGCAGCCUUUCUCAGAUAUCAAAGAUAGCCGUGGCUCUGCCAAGUCAGACCCACCCAAAUCUUGCAGCCCAGUUGACCUGGUUGUUUAUGAACCCCAAGAACACCCCUUGUCCAGUCAGUACACGCUGUCCUCCAGAGAAGCUGAGGAUGAUGUGUGUGAAGAGCUGGUGUCCAUCAUCCAAGCCAGCCAAUCAAAGAGCCCCACUGUGGAAGAGGCGAGUUGUUAUAGGCCAGCACCAACUACUGUGACAGAGGAGCUACCCAGAUUGUUCAUAGAGGAGGAGCCGAGCGAAGCCAGCAGGGCUUACUCAGAGCCCCAGCUACCAAACACCUUUACCCCAGUCUGCCCAGUCCGUGAUGAGUUGUCAGAACUUCAGCAGGCAGACGUUACCCAGAGUGCUUCUCUGCAUCCCUCUCCCCCUUCCUCUCAGACCUCCACAUCACCCCCCGCCUCGCCCAAAUUCUCCCCCCCUUCCCCACGCUCAACCCCACCACUCCCCACAGUAUCCCACUCCCCUCCUCCUUCCUCCAAACAGCUACGUUCCCCCAAAGUCAAGCCUGUGUUAAGGCGUGAUGUUGUGAUUGUUGGUAAGCCCCCUCGUAGCCCUGUGAUGUCUAGGAGGUCCUGCGGAUCGCCUGUUAGAGGGCAAAACUAUUCGCCAUCUCAUAGGUCUCAGCGGCCAGCAUAUGUACAAGAUCCUCUGCAAAGUGGUGAACCGUUUCAGGCUGUGUACAAUUACAUGCCACGCAAUGAAGAUGAGCUGGAACUGAAGGAAGGAGAUAUCGUUGAUGUGAUGGAGAAAUGUGAUGAUGGUUGGUUUGUGGGAACGUCCAGACGGAGCAAGUUUUUUGGAACCUUCCCUGGAAACUAUGUGAAGAGGAUAUGACAUGGAACACUCUGUAUUCCUCUGCAGACCCUAAAACCACAGAGAAUAGAUUGAAAUUGUCACCUUUCUGUCUGCUGAGACAAACCCUCCCUCAUACUCCAGCCAACACAACACUGCAUUACACAUGGAAACCAGACUGGAGUGGAUUACUACACCAAGCACAUUGGAUUGUUGGAGAACUUGGAGCACUCAAUUCUGAAGCAAUUACAUAAACACAGAACUGCAAAGACUUUAAGAGAUGGCUUUUUUUGGUUGCCUACAUUUUUAACAUUGUUUUUCAUUGAAUAAAAUCUGUAUGUCUGCCUUUUAGUAAAAGCUGAUGAAUUUCAAAGUGAAGAAGUAACCAAGUGCCCUAUUUAUCUUUUAUUUAUUGAGAGGCAUAUAUAUUUUUUCUUGUUUGGGGUACAUUGGAAGGGUGUGGUACCGUGUUCUGUUGUUUUCGGAAAAAGGACAUGCCCCUGCUAACCUGGACCUGAUGCCUGAUCUAAUCUAGAUCUAGAUUUAACAGUAUUGCAGUGUCAUGCCGAGUAGGAUGGUUUGAGAUGACCACUCCUACUUGCACCAUGCACUUCCUCAUACUAUAAGAUUCAGAUUAAACGUUUUGAUUUUCUAUGGUUCUAUUUUCUGUCCCUCCAGACAUUCCUAUAAGAAUCUGAUGGAUUUUACAGAGGAAAAUGUUUAUGGUAUUUUUUAGGUCAAAAGAAGUAAUAUUUUAUACAAUGCAAUAGUCCUUAACGUCCAUUUUAGACAAUGACUGGGGGGAAUGGAUACAAUUAUAAAUUCAUUGAAACACAAUAAUGUCUACUGCCUAUGACUGAGUUUAUGCCGAAUGAUCUUGCACACUGUACUCUCUUAUUUUUGAGUCAAAAAAGCAGCAUAAGUCAUCAUAAUGUAUCUUGCAAGUGAUGUGGCCCAUUAUGUAUGAAUUUCAUUUGAGUGAACAAGUGUACUUUUUUUAAAUAAUCUAUUUUGUUUGAUUGGUCAGAAGUUUUAUUUUCAUUCAAAAUUAUAUACAUAAUAUAUUCUGUUCAUUUGUAUCUUCUAAAUGUAUUUUGUGUCCAGAAUUUCUUGGCUAUUAAACCUGUUGAUUAUCAUGUUUAUUUGUACAAUUUCAAAUAUGCAAAAUUCACAUAGACUGAAUAACAAGUAGUUUGAUUCCAGAUCAGUGUGGCAAAGGUCAUCUGCAGUAAUGUGAUGAGUGUUAUUUGUAUUUGAGGCAUUAUAAAGCUUCAUGGUCUUUUGCAGACUCCUCUGUAUUGUCAUACUGUUCGGGCUACCAGAUUGUAUCAAUAUCUUUAAUUACAUUUGCACAUUACUUCAUAAAUAAUCAAAGCAAAAUGACUCUCAUUCACCAUCAGAUUUCAUGUACAAGUUUUAGUUCAGUGACCACUGCCAUGAUAACACAACAAUGCUUUACUGUGGAGAUGAAGAUAAAGUUAGCACUGAGCAAUAGAUGAAAAAUCAUUGACCUCAAUUGGUAUUGCAAUCACCCACUUCCACCACAGUGGUUUGCGUUUGUGGUCUUGGUUAUUUGAGCACUGUCUAUGCUUGAUUAAACUAGGCCCCUAGUCUUCCAUCCUUAAGCACCAUGUCAAGUAAGAGGUGUAACUUGUGGUAAUAGGGUGCACCUGGUGCAGAAUCUUACCAAAUAUCCUUUAUGCAAUUCAGUGUACAAUGUAAUCUAACGCUUAACUAAAAUCAAGUGUGAAAUGUCUGUAAUAGCUGUGUAAGAGGCUAAAAUGUAUGGGAGAGUUCUUUGUGUUAUGGUAACUUUACAUUUAGACAGCGGAAAGCAGCACUUUUGGCUUUCAUACAAACCUUGGUUACCAUGUUGGUCUCAACAACUGAUCAGUGGUGUUGUUUUGCAUUGUUAUAUCAUGAUUGGCUAAAAAUAGCUGGUUUAAAAUCAGUGGUGGUGGAUGGAUAGUACCGCCCUACAGUGUUGAAUCACGUAUUUGGACACUAUAGCUACUGAGGUUAUACUCUCCACCAUAUAUGACUCUUUCCAAUGUCUUCCCCUUUGUGUACAGCGCAUGGACUUCUACCGGGAGAACAUCUCUUAGGAACAGUGAAAGCAAUCUAUUACAUGUCAAGGCCAAUGUUUAUUUUUGUAUUUCUUUCUCUUUUUCUCUCUGUGAAACAGUAUAUUAAUAAAUAGAGUCUGACCUAA